Molecule: messenger RNA, 2902 nt
Organism: Corythoichthys intestinalis (scribbled pipefish)
Lineage: Eukaryota; Metazoa; Chordata; Actinopteri; Syngnathiformes; Syngnathidae
Gene: klhl27
Product: intracisternal A particle-promoted polypeptide
Exons: 10
Coding region: 247-1989 (580 amino acids)
Molecular function (GO): actin binding
Source: RefSeq, a predicted model, not a curated record
GUAAUCGAUAGUCAGUUGUCUACAACGGGAAGGAAGUUGGCUGUCAUAAACUUAUAAGUGAGAGUAUUUAAAGAAGCUCGAGAAUUUGAGCGUCUACUUUUGAGCGCAUUUUUGGUUAGUGAUUUAGCAAUUGCAUCUAAGAGAAAGGUGUGGAAAUAAUGGAUUCCGUGUUAAUCUGCCUUAGCCGUUUCGUCCGCCACCAAAUGUGUGUCAACAUCCUCUUGUGCUGGUGAUGCUGCUACUGUCAUGGCAACACAGGCUCCUGAGCAGGCUCUGUUGGCCUCUGACCGCUACGCAAGGCUCAUCCUGGCCCAGUUGAACAAAAUGAGGCUACGCACAGACUUUUGUGAUGUUCAGCUCCGAGUCGGCGGCCGGGUCUUCAAAGUCCAUCGGCUGGUGUUGGCUGCCAGUAGCCCGUACUUUUCAGCUCUUUUCUCCGGAGGUAUGAGCGAAACAAAUAAAGAAGAAGUGGAGAUUCUGGGGGUUAAUACUGGAGUUUUUGAGGUUUUGCUGGACUUUGUUUACACAGGCACAAUCAAUGUGACCAUAGACAAUGUUCAAGAACUGAUGUUGGCAGCAGAUAUGUUGCAGUUCAGCGAGGUGGUCAGCAUAUGUGGGGAGUUUCUCAAGGGCCACAUGGAUCCAUCCAAUUGUGUUGGCAUCUUCCAGUUCCUGGAGCAGAUUGCCUGCAUGGAAAUGCUGGAGUUUUCUGAGAACUAUAUCCACGUUCACUUCCUUGAGGUUUGUAUUGGUGACGAAUUCAGAGGCCUCUCAAAGGAUCAGAUCAUAAAGCUUCUAAGAAGUGAAGAGUUAAGAAUUGAGGAUGAGUACCAAGUGUUCACUGCGGCCAUGGAGUGGGUCCUUCAAGAUGUGGCCAAGAGAAAAAAAUAUGUGGUUGAGGUGUUGGAACCAGUGCGCUUCCCUUUACUUUCUCCACAGAGGCUAUUCAAGUACAUAGAGGGUAUGACUGACUUCAGCCUGAGGGUAGCCCUGCAGACCCUUUUAAAAGAGUAUAUUGAAGUCACAAAGUCUCCCAAGGACAAGAUCCACUGUCAACUACACCAAGUCAAGAUGAGACCGAGAAGAAAAGCUAGGAAAUAUGUUUAUGCUAUAGGAGGAUACACUCGGUUACAAGGUGGUCGUUGGAGUGACAGCAGGGCGCUUAGUUGUGUGGAGCGCUUCGACACCUUCAACCAAUAUUGGACCACGGUGUCAUCUCUCCAUCAGGCUCGCAGCGGGUUGGGGGUCGCAGUGCUCGAGGGCAUGAUCUAUGUGGUCGGAGGAGAGAAAGACUCGAUGAUCUUUGACUGCACAGAGAGAUACGACCCAGUGACUAAACAAUGGGCUGCUGUGGCUUCUCUUAAUUUCCCUCGCUGUGGAGUUGGCGUCUGCCCUUGCCAUGGAGCACUGUACGCUCUUGGUGGGUGGAUCGGCUCUGAGAUUGGUAGUACAAUGGAACGUUACGACCCAGAGGAAAACAAAUGGGAGGUCAUAGGCGACAUGGCCGUUCCCCGCUAUUAUUUUGGUUGCUGCGAGCUACAAGGUUUUAUUUACGUUAUUGGAGGAAUUAGUGAAGAAGGGACAGAGUUGCGCUCAGCAGAGGCGUAUGAUCCCAUCACGCGUCGGUGGAGCGCCUUGCCUGUUAUGCUUACACGUCGAGCCUAUGUGGGAGUCGCCUGCCUCAACAACUGUAUUUACGCAGUUGGUGGUCGGAACGAGGCUGUGGGUGCUUUGGAGACUGUGGAAAAGUACUGUCCAGAACAGGAGAAGUGGAUAGAAGUGGCACCAAUGUCCACGGCACGUGCAGGAGCGUCGGUUUCGGCGGUUAACGGUUUGUUAUACGCCGUCGGCGGAAGGGCCGCCAGCAGAACCUUCUCUGCCCCAGUGACGAUUGAUUCUGUGGAGAUCUAUGACCCUCACCUGGACACUUGGACAGAAGUUGGCAACAUGAUCGCCAGUCGCUCUGAUGGCGGGCUAGCUGUUCUCUGAUCACCUGUAGGUAUUCUACUUUAGACUCGAUAGGAACCCGUAUCAAAGGAAAAGCUGCACCUUGAGACUACACCUGUUCCAAAUAGUCACAGAAUGUUUAUUUAUACAUGAACUAAUUUGUGUUUACUUAUGUAAACUGAUGGGAAUUGUCUCUAUUCUCAGUCCCUCUCAAAUUAUUUCAAAUAUGUGAUGAAUUGUAGAAUUUAAUAUUUCUCUUGUUCAUUUGAAAAGCUGUCUCCCAAACUUUUUCAAUUGUUUAUUGUUCAUGCUUGUGAGUCCCGAUUUAUUUUUGUCCUGAGAUCAGAUGUGAAACUACCGUUGUUUGUCUGUCUCACUUUCUUCAGAUAUGUUGACAGUAUGUGCUGUGCUACUUGAAAGUCUUAUAAAACCAUUUCAGCCUAUUUAACAAUGAAACAUGAUAACUCAUGGAAUUUUGUGAGUGGGGUGAAAAAAAUACUCUAUUUGCAAAGCUUGUGCUCUUACUACUGGAUUCUUUUUGUAAUGAUGACUAGAAGUUUUCUAGUAUGUUUUAAUUUUCACUCAUUGUAUUUCCCCUUGGUUUUGAAGACCAGAGAGGAAUGCCUAAAACACAGUUGUCCAAACUUCCACAAGGGCCACAGUGGGUGCUCGUUUUUGUUCCAACUGAUCCAGCAAAGUCAGUUUAACCUGAAACCAGCAGCACCUAACUGCAAUCAACAAUUACACUUUUAAGACCCCAUAGUGGUGAAAAGGUCUAUUGAUCAGUUGGUAUGAAAACCUGCACCCAAUGCUGCUCUUGAGGACUAGUGGGGACACCCCUGACCUAAAUAGUGGCAGUGUGUCUUGUGACUAUGGCUGUCUCUUAUCAACCCUUAAACAAACAUUGCUGUAAAAAUAUUAACCGAUAAUUGCUUUUCAGUGAAAUAAACUUCUU